This is a messenger RNA of Symsagittifera roscoffensis, 887 nucleotides long. Its product is annotated as dolichol-phosphate mannosyltransferase subunit 1-like. NCBI's taxonomy places the organism in Eukaryota, Metazoa, Xenacoelomorpha, Acoela, Convolutidae. The transcript has 7 exons. Gene Ontology annotation, cellular component: endoplasmic reticulum membrane. Gene Ontology annotation, molecular function: dolichyl-phosphate beta-D-mannosyltransferase activity. The record is from RefSeq and is a predicted model, not a curated record. Bases 57 to 788 code for a protein of 243 amino acids. Gene Ontology annotation, biological process: protein O-linked glycosylation via mannose; dolichol-linked oligosaccharide biosynthetic process; GPI anchor biosynthetic process.
GAGCGCGGAGAUUUAGUUGAAAUAUUUUUCUUAAUAAAACUUGCCUGUAUUAUAGAAUGAAAAUGGGAGCAACAGAUAACUUUUACAGCAUUAUUUUGCCUACAUACAAUGAGCGCGAAAAUCUACCGCUAAUUAUAUGGCUUAUCAUUGAGGCUUUUACAAAAUUAAACGAGAAGUUUGAAGUUAUUAUAGUCGAUGAUGGGAGUCCUGAUGGGACACAGGAUGCAGCCAAACAAUUGCAAGCUAUAUACGGAGAAGACAAAAUUCAACUGCGACCACGCGCGAAGAAACUUGGAUUAGGCAGCGCAUAUAUCCAUGGAAUUCAAUUUGCAACGGGAAACUUUAUCAUCAUAAUGGAUGCUGAUUUAUCACAUCAUCCUAGACACAUUCCUCAGUUCAUCAAAAAGCAGAGGGAGAGUAGUUGUGACGUAGUGACGGGUACGAGAUACAGAGGCAAUGGAGGAGUGGCAGGCUGGGACUUGAAACGGAAAUUCAUCAGUGUGACGGCCAAUUAUGUGACUCAGACACUGCUCAAUCCUGGAGUUUCCGACUUAACUGGCAGUUUUAGAUUGUACAGAAAGGAAGUGCUUGUUGACCUCAUAUCGCGAUGUACCUCAAAAGGCUACGUGUUUCAAAUGGAAAUGAUGUGUCUCGCUAGGAGCUCGGGUUACACCAUAGACGAAGUUCCCAUUGCGUUUGUUGACCGAGUGUACGGAGAAUCCAAAUUAGGCGCUGGUGAAAUUAUUCAAUUUGCGAAGGGAUUGAUGAAACUAUUCGCAACAACUUGAAUCUUGAUUUUACGUUUCAUGAAGUAAUUGUGUUAUUUAAAUGUAUAAACAUGGUAAUAACAGUAAAUGGCGUACAGUGAUCCAAAUAAUUUAAUUUAA